Messenger RNA from Pristis pectinata (smalltooth sawfish), 1038 nucleotides. Its product is annotated as serine/arginine repetitive matrix protein 1-like. The record is from RefSeq and is a predicted model, not a curated record. The transcript has 2 exons. NCBI's taxonomy places the organism in Eukaryota, Metazoa, Chordata, Chondrichthyes, Rhinopristiformes, Pristidae. Bases 1 to 672 code for a protein of 223 amino acids.
AUGUGGCUUUGUUCUGACCAACUUUUAAUAAGGCCUAAAAAACGGGGCGGAGGUUUCGGGGAUGGGAGGCACGCCCGCCCACCCGUCUCCCCCCCCCCCCCCACCCGGCAGGGAGGUUGGACCCAGCGGGGGGUGAGGGGUGUGGAGAACGGUGAGGGAGACGGGUGGGGAAAAUGUAGGGGAUCAUCCCGUCCCCGCUCCGUGCGCCCGCAGGCGGCGCGGCCCCACCACGCCAGCUCGGUGCGGGAGGCAGCGGCGGGCAACAGACAAGGCUUUAACUUCCCAACAGCCCGGCGCACAAAACCCCGCGGAAUAGGCCACAGCCCAGACCGAGGAGGCAGAAAGAGGCAACAAGCGGAGAGAACCCCUCCUCCCCCCUCAGACAGAGAGUCGUUACACCCCCGGAGAGAGAGACGGCGGGGGGGGGGGGGGGUGGUGGGGGGAAGGAGGAGGAAGCGAGCACCACCGCUAUCCGGCCCAGCGUCACUCACACACGGUGCCCGGUGCCGAUCGGAGCGGCGGCCUCUGGCUCAGCCCCGACCCGCGUCCAGUAGCGCUCCCUCUCUCCCGGACAAAUAUCAGCUGUGUCCACCGACGAGCACACCGGAGAUUCGACCCUCCCACCCCCCACCUCCAGAAGACAGGAAAUGGCAGAAGAGGAAACAAAAGUGAAGAAACUACUGCAGUGAGAACACACAGAUGAACAAGAAGUGAAGAAGAAAACUUAUAUUUAUCUCAAGGCACAAGUAACCUGAAAUGGAGGUAUGUCACAAGAAGAAACAGCACACACCUGUGGGAUGCAGCCAGGUCUGAGGCAUAAGUAGCAAGGCAUGGGGACUCAAUGGGGAUGCUUGUGAUCCAUUCUGGCAAGGACUCAAACAAGGACUGUGAUCAGAAGACUUUUAUGAGGAGACUGAUGUGGAUGCCCACAGAGAUGGCUGGUGCAAUGUCAGAUCUGCCUCACUGAAUGCAGGGAAUGGCAAAAAGUUAAUGUGUAGCGGCUGCUACUGUGAUGCGAAAAUAAAGACGUGAGCCUGU